AUGUCCGAGGGUAUUUCUUCGUCGUCCGAUUCAGACGACUCGUUUAAAACAGUCACCAAGCGCAAGAAGAAGCGCUCCGCCCCUCAGGCCUCUCCGCCCGCGAAGCGCAUUCCAGCGCCCGUCGCGCCCUCUUCCGGCCCUAAGCCACUUAUGUCGCUUGUUAUCGAGCCUCAGUCCCUUUCUGUGGAGCCUCGAUCUCAGGCCAGAUGGCUCAACGGAGAAGUGCGCCAUGGACGCGGAGUGAUUUUAAUUUUGAACACUUUUUGGCACUUUCAAUACGAGAAACGUUCGCGCGUAAUUCUUCGUUACGAGAAACGUUCGCGUUCGGUAGCCAUAGAAAUGGAACCCGAGCAGGUCGAGGAGAUCCUGAGGCGCAAGGAGCGUGAACUGGAGCUUCUCGAGGAGAUGACCAGAGAGGCGGGUUUUACACCGCGGGCUUCGCUUCGGCGGUCCCCGCCGCCAUCUGCCGAUGUCGUGCCGCUGGUAAUUACACCGGUCGCAAGCUCGAGCAAGAGGAAGUGGGACUCCCCGGAAGAGCUCGAAGAGGAGCUGCGACGCCGCGUAAGAGCGGCACCGGUGCGAGGAACAUACACCCCGCCGCUGGGGGGGCAUCCUCGCCAAAGAGAGCAGGAGGCGGAGCCGGUGCCAGCAACGCCGACGGAAGAGGAAGGUGCCGAGGUGACGAUGACCGUUGGCCAGAAAGAGCCAACGGGGCUACUUGUGGAGCGCGCCAACAAGGCGGGAGAGGCGCUGAUGGCGGCCGCGUCGUCGUCAACGUCCAAACUGAAUAAAGCGGACAUAGCCGCAAUCGGGACCCAGGUGCAACGCCUUACGGCAAUAGUGGCAACCCUGGGGGCCAAACUAGGAGAGGAACGCCUACGGGCACAUAAGUUGGAGGGCGCACUGGCCCAGGCAUCGGCGGCGACGACGACAGGCCUCGCGCCCGCCAGUGCCCCCACUAUAAUCACUAGAUAUGCGGAUGUGUUAAGGGUCGGCGGGGGGGCGACUAAGCCGAAACCCGUGGCGGUAGGGAAGGUGCUGGCCUUCUACCCGAAGCCGGAGGCGGCAGAGAGUCUAAAAACGGCGGACGACACGAAGGCCGCCCUAAAGUCGAGCCUAGACCCGCGGGCUCUGGGAGUGCGGGAGCCUAAGGCGCGGAACCCGCUCGUUGCGGUCGUGGCGGUAGAAGGCCGGCGGGUGGAGGACGAAGCAUUCCUAAAGGCACUGAGGACGCAGAACUUCCCGGAGCAGGAGAGCUGGGCCCCUAGCGACGUUAGAAUAGCAUUCAAGAAGAACGCCAGGGGGGGAUCAUGCACAACUGUAGUGCUCGAGUGCAGUCCCUCCUGGGGUGUAGGGGCUCAGCGCGUAUACGUGGAGUGGGAAAGAUAUCUCACAAGGGACUUCGCGGACACGACCUGCUGCGCGAAGUGCCAGGCGUACGGUCACGCCGCUCGCUUCUGCAGAGCGGCGGCAGAUGUGUGUGGCAAGUGUGGCGAGGAGGGCCACAGAAGCAGCGCCUGUGAAGGCUCAGUAAGCCAGUGCGCGACAUGCAAGCGCGCAGGCAAGGAGGCGGCGAGCCACAGGACAGCGUCGGCUCAGUGCCCCGCGAGGCAGGCGGCGGAGAGGCGGUCCUUUGAAAGAACGAACUAUGGAGUGUAG
Leptosia nina is the source of this 1659-nucleotide messenger RNA. The record is from the annotation of a GenBank genome assembly. Lineage: Eukaryota; Metazoa; Arthropoda; Insecta; Lepidoptera; Pieridae.